Plasmodium yoelii is the source of this 933-nucleotide messenger RNA. RefSeq names its product transcription initiation factor IIF subunit beta, putative. Bases 1 to 933 code for a protein of 310 amino acids. The record is from RefSeq and is a predicted model, not a curated record. The transcript has a single exon. NCBI's taxonomy places the organism in Eukaryota, Apicomplexa, Aconoidasida, Haemosporida, Plasmodiidae.
AUGAUAAGUAGUAAAAGUAAUAGUAUCAAGUUAAUAAAAGUUCCGAAAUUUGUUGCAAAUAAAUGGCUUGAAUGUAAUGAUAAAGAUAUUGUUGGGUUGCUCGAAGAAAAUAAUAAUGAAAUAUCAGCCAUAUAUAUCCAGAAAGAUGAUAGUGAUGAUGUAAAAAAAUUGCCAUGUAAUAAAAAUAGUACAGUAAGUACAUAUAUACUAAAAGAGGAAAAAGUUUCAUUGAAAAUAAGCAAUAAAAAUGCAAACUCUGUAAAUAAUAAUAAUAAUAAUAACAACAAUUUGGUUAAUAAAUCAAAUGAAAAUAUGAAUCAAGGUAAAGAUAAUUUAGAAGGUGAUAAAGAAACAGUAGAUUAUGUAAUUUGUGCUGAUAUAAUAAAUAAUUGUAAUUACACAUAUUCAUUUUUACCAACAUUAGAUAAAGAUUAUUCUUUAGUGUUAAAGGAAAGACAUUAUAAAACAAAUAUCAAAAAAGAUAGAUAUACUAUUAUAGAAACCCGAAAUGAAGAUAAUAUUGAUUCUUCUCAUACAUUGUUCAAAUAUUAUAAUAUGAGCGAGGAUGGGUCGAAUAGCAAUUUAAAUAAUAAAGAUCCAAGAGAUAAUAAUAUUGAAAAUAGUAAUAAAUAUGGUAAAAAUAAUAAAAGAGGGUUUAUGGAAAAUGAGAAUAACAUUGGUUCAUAUUCAGCAUCUAAACAAAAAACAAAACAAGCAAAAAAAAUGCAUGUUUUUGAUUUAGAUAAAACUAAAAUUAGUAUGUUUAAAAUAUUUGAAAAGGAGGGAAAAAAAGGAGUUCCAUUUUCUUUUUUUUCUAAAAGUUUUAACAUACCAUCAAACUAUAUAAAAAAUAUAUUAGACGAAAUUGCUGUUAAAAGGAAAAGGGUUUCUGACAAAAAAACUGUUUAUUUUUUGAAGGAUUACAUAAGUUGA